AAGGAACCCCAAAACGCCUCCACGUCUCUAACAUCCCCUUCCGCUUCAGAGACCCAGACCUGCGGCAGAUGUUUGGGCAAUUUGGAAAGAUUCUGGAUGUAGAGAUCAUUUUCAAUGAGAGGGGCUCAAAGGGCUUUGGUUUUGUGACGUUCGAGGGCAGUGCAGAUGCAGAGAAAGCGCGAGCACGUCUCCACGGGACCAUCGUGGAGGGACGGAAGAUCGAGGUCAACAACGCUACGGCUCGAGUGAUGACCAAUAAGAAGAUGGCUAGCCCGUAUACUAACGGAGAAGGUCUCAGCACGCUGCCCUACGCGGGGUGGAAGUUGAGUCCUAUGAUGAGCGCGAUGUACGCACCGGAGCUCUACGCAGUUCCAGGGUUUCCUUAUCCCUCCACCGCCGCCGCAGCAGCCGCCGCAUCCACAGCUGCGACCUUCAGAGGAGCGCAUCACCUGCGGGGUCGCGGGCGUCCCGUCUACGGAGCGGUGCGCGCCGCGGUUCCUCAGCCCGCCAUACAGGCCUACCCGGGUGUGGUGUACCAGGAUGGGUUUUAUGGAGCUACAGAACUGUAUAGCGGCUAUACCGCGUAUCGCUACACCCAGCCGACGGCGGUAGCGAGUCCCACAGCAGCGGCGGCAGCGGCAUACAGCGACAGCUACGGUCGCAUGUACGCGGCAGAUCCGUAUGCGGCUGCGCUAGCGGCUUCUCCGGCGGCGGCGGCGGCGGCAGCAGCGUAUGGAGUCGGCGCGAUGGCCACUCUCUACAGAGGAGGAUACAACCGGUUCUCACCAUAUUAAUACACUUCCAGAUUCGCUGUCUCUCUGAAACUUCACCAACGGCUGCUGACCUCGGAGGGAAAAAUCCAAUCACACUCUUGGACAAAAACAAAAAAAACAAAAAAA
Sinocyclocheilus grahami is the source of this 899-nucleotide messenger RNA. RefSeq names its product RNA binding fox-1 homolog 2 (gene rbfox2). Gene Ontology annotation, biological process: regulation of alternative mRNA splicing, via spliceosome; nervous system development. The transcript has 10 exons. Gene Ontology annotation, molecular function: mRNA binding. NCBI's taxonomy places the organism in Eukaryota, Metazoa, Chordata, Actinopteri, Cypriniformes, Cyprinidae. The record is from RefSeq and is a predicted model, not a curated record. The coding region runs from base 69 to 794 and encodes 241 amino acids. Gene Ontology annotation, cellular component: cytoplasm; nucleus.